Molecule: messenger RNA, 2354 nt
Organism: Notothenia coriiceps (black rockcod)
Lineage: Eukaryota; Metazoa; Chordata; Actinopteri; Perciformes; Nototheniidae
Product: tigger transposable element-derived protein 1
Exons: 2
Coding region: 4-1350 (448 amino acids)
Cellular component (GO): nucleus
Molecular function (GO): DNA binding
Source: RefSeq, a predicted model, not a curated record
GUGAUGCUAGCUGCUAGCCGUUUCAUGCUAGACAGUGAAAACGUGCGUGCUGAAAAAAUGCCAUCUAGAAAUCAUCUCGACAAAAUCGGGAGGAAGAAGAAGAAGAAAUGGACGGAGGAGGCCAUGGAGCGUGCGUUGAUCGAGGUGAAGUCUGGGAGGUGUACGGUGAGACAGGCUGCCAAAGAGUUUGGAGUCCCUAAGUCUUCCCUGGGGGACAGAGUGAGUGGACGGGUGACACCGGGGAGCCGCAGCGGGCCUGCUCAGCUUAUAACAUCUGCGGACGAAGAGCUGUUGGUGGAGUUUUCUUUAUACAUGUCCAAGCAUGGCUUCCCUCUCACAAAGCAACAGCUGGUGUCUUUUGCAUCAUCCAUUUACAAGCGGCAGCAUCGGAGGGUGGCGUUUUCUAAACUAGGCCAGACCUGGUGGCUCAAUUUUAGAAAACGUCAAGAAAAGAAUAUCACCAUUCAGCCAGCAGACAAUGUUGUUCGUGGGAGGACAGUGCAUGUGAGAAAAGAAGCAUUGGAUCCGUUUUUACACUUACUAAGCACUGUCAUGGACUCUCGUGGGCUCCGAGACAAGCCUCAUCAAAUUUUCAACUGCAAUGAGACGGGCUUUCAGCUGGGCAGGAAGAGGGUGAUUUUGCCUAAAUCUGCCAGUCUGGGCUGCAAGCCAACGUCAGGCUCCAGAGACCACAUCUCCGUCCUGGCUUGCUUUAGCGCAGCUGGAGAGGACAUUCCCCCAUUUAUUAUCUACUCAAAGGCAUACCCAGGGGGAGUAUGUUACAAGACUCAAGGGCCUCCAAACGCACUCUAUGGAUGGUCCAACUUGGGGUGUAUCAACUCUGACCUUUUCAAGAAAUGGUUCCUCAAACACUUCCUCCUGCAUGCACCAAAGGAGCGUCCGCUGCUGCUGAUUUUCGACGGACACAAGUCUCCGGUGAACCUGGAGGUGGUGGAAGCAGCUCGUAAGGAGGACGUCAUCCUUCUGUGCCUCCCCCCUCACUGCUCUCACAUCCUGCAGCCACUCGAAGCAGGCCUCUUCAUUCUCCUGAAGAAGCGCUUUGCUGCCCUCGUAGGCGAUGGUUGUGCCCCUGAUUCUCACUUUGCUGUCAGCAAGAAGGAGUUCUCAGGUGUGUUUAAAGAGACAUAUCAGGUGGUGAAGGAAGAGGAGGGUGUGAGGAUUGUGAAGGAUGGCUUUAGGAAAUGUGGCAUCUACCCACUGAACCACUUUGCUUUCAACGAGGGUCAUUUAAUGGCAUCGCAGAGCAUGGGCUCAGAAGCUGGAUGCUCCCUGUCCCCAUCAGCUGAGGGGGAGAGCUCACAGCUGCUGGACCCCCAUUCAGACUCAUAACUGCACAGUCGGACAUCAGAACCUUUAAGGAAUGAGAGUUACUGCUUUAUCUAAACCUGGCUGAUCAUUUUAAAAACUAAAGGAUGCAACACCUCCCUCAGCUUUCUCUCAGAGAGCCAGAGGCUAGCGGUGCGUUUAUGAAUUAAAUGUCAAUGUUUUUCUCAGAUUUCGAAUUUAAAUGAAAAUAUUUAAAUGCUGCCCAUUUGCAUUUUCCAACCUGGGGGAGAGUUCUCUGAAAUUACAUUUUCAUUAGUCAAUUAAUGGUUUUAUUGGGAUAUGAAUUUUAAAAUUAUAUUCCCGCUGAAGAAAUUAAUAUAUUCUUAUCAUUACUGUUCUUUACAUGCUUAGAUAAACGGAAACAUUUCAAACUUGGCAACACUGUAUUCUCUUGUUUAAGACUUACAGGAAGUAGCACAUUGGGGACAUUUCUAAAUCUAUUUUGAUCCAUGCAGAGGAUUUGCAAAGAAGAAAUACUUAAAAGUUGUUUCUAAGGGGUUUCUUUCCAAAAUGUUGAAAUCUGCCAUAAAACAAACAGCGAGAACAUGAGGGAUUAUAACAAUGUCCUUUUCGUAAUAAUGAUAGGACGCUAUGAGGCGGCUAACUCAUCUCAGUCGUGCAUCAUAUUCUUCCUUUGCUUGAGCAUGUGAAUGUACUACUCGGCCCAUUACGACAUGUUCAGAAAAGUUGAACCCUUUUAAAAUUGGGGAGUGUCUCAAGAUAAAUGUGUUGAAAUAUUGUAAUGUUCUCCAUUCACACAGAUGAAUGAAUAAGCACUGCAGUAUUAUCUCAGGGAGAAUAAACAGAAUAAAUAUAUUCUUUGAAUAUUUCUGCAUUACAUAUAUUCCAUAAUAUAAGCUUAACAGUGUACUAUUAAGCAAACUAUUUAGUCAUCAUUCUUUGAUGUGAUUACGUGUGGGUGUGUGUCUGUGUUCCAUUCAGGUGAUGUAAUCGCAAUGCAAGAGGUACAGCUGGCAACAAAACACAGGUGGGGAAAACUACUGCAA